Sporisorium graminicola is the source of this 1905-nucleotide messenger RNA. RefSeq lists its product as uncharacterized. Lineage: Eukaryota; Fungi; Basidiomycota; Ustilaginomycetes; Ustilaginales; Ustilaginaceae. The record is from RefSeq and is a predicted model, not a curated record. Bases 1 to 1905 code for a protein of 634 amino acids. The transcript has a single exon. Gene Ontology annotation, cellular component: mitochondrion. Gene Ontology annotation, molecular function: metal ion binding.
AUGAAAUUCCCGACUUCAACCUGCUCGUCCGCAGUGACACGCGCUCUGGCUCGAUCACAAGCUGGUCAAGUCCGUUCUGUGGCCACUACCACGGCUACGCUGCCAACCCUGAAAGCGUCCCUGCCCAAACAAGCCGCACCUGCGCCACGGGCUUUGUCCAAUCUUGUCCCUACGAUCAAGUCUAGUGCUUCCGCACUUUCCACCCGCAACGCCGCGCGCCAAUCUCUGCUCGCGUCCAACAGCACAUUGGCACGCUCUGUGUCGUCGUCCGCGUCUGCGUCCGCACCUGCCUCGUCUCCAAUCUCGUCCUCAUCCGAACCUUCUCCCUAUGCAUCACCUCUACCCACCUCGUCCCUCAUCAACGUCACAACACUCCCCAACCGAGUCCGUGUGGCCACCGAAGCCACGCCAGGCCACUUCAGCGCCGUCGGAGUUUACAUUGACGCCGGCUCUCGAUACGAACGCCCCUGGGUCGCUGGCGAAUCAGGUGCUUCUCACCUCUUGGAUCGUCUCGCUUUCAAGUCGACCACCAAUCGCUCCUCACAACAGAUGACCUCCGAAAUCGAAGCGCUCGGCGGGAACGUCAUGUGUUCGUCCUCGCGCGAGACCAUCAUGUACCAGUCCAGCGUCUUCAACAAGGACGUGCCCGCUGUGCUCUCCAUCCUCGCCGAUACCAUCCUCAACCCGCUCCUCAGUCCAGAAGAGCUUGAUGUGCAGAGGGAAGCCGCCGCCUACGAAAUUCAGGAGAUCUGGUCCAAACCCGAAAUGAUCCUCCCUGAACUCUUGCACACUACCGCCUACCAGGCCAACACGCUCGGAAACCCUCUGCUCUGCCCCAUCGAGAGCCUCGAGCAGAUGACCGCCGACAAUUUGCGUAACUUCAUGUCCACCUGGUAUAGGCCCGAGAGGAUUGUCGUCGCUGGUAGUGGAAUGCCGCACGAGCAGCUCGUCGAGCUCUCUGAAAAGCUGUUUGGCGACCUCAAGCACGCUUCUGAUUCCUCGCGUCUCAGCUCCGGCUCUUCGUCGCUCUCCAGCUCGCCCUCCUCGUCAUCAUCGUCAUCGUCCUCGCGCUCCUCGUCUCUGUCGUCACUUUUCUCGCGCUCCUCGUCCAACUUUUCAACGUCCUCCUCUUCCUCGGCCACACCUACAUCGGCAGAGCUCGCCGACCUUAUCUCCACCCCCUCGCACUACACCGGUGGCGAGCUCUACAUUCCACAGUCUGAUCUCGAGUUUACGCACGUCUAUGUCGCCUUUGAAGGUCUCAGCAUUCACGACGAUGACAUCUACGCGCUCGCUACGCUGCAAAUCUUGCUCGGUGGCGGUGGCAGCUUUAGCGCUGGUGGACCCGGCAAAGGCAUGUAUUCGCGCUUGUACACCAACGUGCUCAACCAGCACCACAGCGUCGACUAUUGUGCCGCCUUCCACCACUGCUACUCGGACUCGGGUCUGUUUGGCAUCUCGGCCUCGGUCCAUCCGAGCUUCAAUUCGAGCAUCGUGCACGUCAUCGCGCGCGAGCUCGAGCUCUGCACCAGCUCCCUCUACCAGGGCUCGGUUACGCAGGCCGAGCUGAACCGUGCCAAGAACCAGCUCAAGAGCUCGCUCGUCAUGGCGCUCGAGUCGAGGCUUGUCGAGGUCGAGGAUCUAGGAAGGCAGAUCCAGGCGCACGGCAAGAAGGUAUCGGUCGAGGAGAUGUGCCAGAAGAUCGACCAGGUGGAUCUCAAGACGCUCAAUCGGGUAGCGACGCGUGUGCUCAGGCCGCAGAAGAUGUCGGUUUCUGCGAACAGGUCGCCGCGAGGAUCGGGUCAGGCGACGGUGGUCGCGCAGGGCCAGCUCGAGGGGCUGGGAGACGUGCGUGAUCUGCUUGCGAGGCGCGGACUCGGUGUACCGCCAAAGCAGGCUUCGUGA